This is a messenger RNA of Acomys russatus (golden spiny mouse), 1518 nucleotides long. Its product is annotated as solute carrier family 12 member 8-like. Bases 55 to 1374 code for a protein of 439 amino acids. Lineage: Eukaryota; Metazoa; Chordata; Mammalia; Rodentia; Muridae. The transcript is spliced from 8 exons. The record is from RefSeq and is a predicted model, not a curated record. Gene Ontology annotation, biological process: potassium ion import across plasma membrane; chloride transmembrane transport; cell volume homeostasis. Gene Ontology annotation, molecular function: potassium:chloride symporter activity. Gene Ontology annotation, cellular component: membrane.
GUCAUUUCAGAACAUGGCUUUAUCGGGUACUCCCCAGAACUGCUACUGAACAACAUGCUGCCGGACUACAGCCCCGGGGAGUCUUUCUUCACUGUGUUUGGGGUGUUCUUCCCCGCAGCCACAGGAGUCAUGGCUGGCUUCAACAUGGGAGGAGACCUGAGGGAGCCUGCUGCCAGCAUACCCCUUGGCUCCCUGGCAGCUGUGGGCAUCUCGUGGUUUCUGUACAUCAUCUUCGCCUUCCUGCUUGGCGCCAUCUGCACCCGCGACGCCCUCCGCUCUGACUUCCUGAUAGCUGAAAAGGUGUCUCUGGUCGGCUUCCUCUUCCUGUUGGGCUUGUACAUCUCAUCGCUGGCUUCCUGUAUGGGGGGACUCUAUGGAGCCCCCCGGAUCCUGCAGUGCAUCGCCCAGGAGAAAGUGAUUCCUGCACUCGGCUUUCUGGGGAAAGGGAAAGGGCCAAAUAAAACGCCUGUAGCAGCCAUCUGCCUGACCAGCUUCGUGACCAUGGCCUUUGUCCUUGUGGGUCAGGUGAAUGUUCUGGCACCCGUUGUCACCAUUGACUUCAUGUUGACCUACAUCGCAGUGGACUACGCUUACUUUGCCCUCUCCAUGGCUCACUGCAGCCUCCCUCAGUCUCCUGAGCUGGUGCCCAAGGAAGGCCAGCAUGCUCUGCACUGCUCCGAGCACCUGCUCCAGGACAAGGCCCCCAACUAUGGCUCUGACACUCCUGCCAGAAGCUGCCCUGAAGGCACCCUGUUAGAGUUCACCAAGGACAUGGAUCAGCUCCUCCAGCCAAUAGGGGGCCUUGAGAGUAGCCAGCUUGGGCCAAGAGAGGGUGACCAGACCCCAAAGAGGCAGAAGAGCAAGUGCAAGAAAGGCGCCAAGCGAACCCUACAAGAUAGCUUCCUCUUGGACCCCGGGUCUCCUUUGUCGUUUUCUACGGAGGCCCCUGACAGGUUGUCCGCUGCCUCCUGCAAGGAGCAAGACUUCUGUCAGAACCAGCAGAUGGCUAGGAGGAAGUCACGUGACCCACUUGAUCCUGACCUGUGCACCCAGCCUAGAGUGAUUGGAGAAGAUUUCUUUCCGAAAUGCAGACUUCAGGAGCAAGAGGUCCAGAGGAGACCAAGUGCUUUCUAUACUCGCAUGUGUAACCCCUGGGUGUCCCUGUUAGGGGCUAUUGCGUCCCUUCUCAUCAUGUUUGUGAUCCAGUGGGCCUAUACCCUGUUUAGCAUGGGUGUUGCUGCCAUUGUGUAUUUCUACAUUGGCCAGGCCAAUCCAGGUCUUUACCUUGGGUCAGCUUCAAGCUUCAGCCUUUUCCGAUGCGUGAAGUCCUUCCUGGUCCCCUCCUGCAGGUUUGUGCCCACUGGGAUGGUAUGAGGAGGGGUGCGUGUCCCAGAGUCUUGGGAGGUACUGAGAAGUCUUGCUCCUGGCUAUGCUUGGGUCUGCACUGGGGUGUGGGACCUGACAAUGGAGAUGCCCUGAGAGGUUGGCACUUGCCCAUCACUGCUCCAGCACACUCAC